This is a messenger RNA of Andrographis paniculata, 1887 nucleotides long. RefSeq lists its product as uncharacterized. Bases 1 to 1887 code for a protein of 628 amino acids. The transcript has a single exon. Lineage: Eukaryota; Viridiplantae; Streptophyta; Magnoliopsida; Lamiales; Acanthaceae. The record is from RefSeq and is a predicted model, not a curated record.
AUGGCUCGAACCCGUUUUGGGAAUGUUCGUCGCGCUGGAGCCGAAGGUGGUAGACGUGGGCGUGUUGGCACUCGAGGCAGAGGUCGUGGUCGACGAAGUGAAACUGUUAGUCCCUCUCCCGACCCCAUGGAGGUUUCUGAAUCGAAUAAUAAUCCUCUGCCACUGGCCGAAGGAAAUUUGAAGGAAGCAGAGGAUGAUGCUGUUGCACAAGCCCUACAGUCCUUGAAUGAAAAAUCGAAGGUUCUAGAGGAAAAUGUUUCUCCAAAUGAAGGAAUCAUCACUGGAAAUGAAGUUGCUACUGCUGUUGAAGAUGAGCCUCCAACUAUUGUUGGCGAAGCCCCCAUUGAAGAACUCGAAAAGGUUGCUGAGGAGCCCCUGGUUACUGAAGAAGUUCAAAAUGCUGAUGAAGCUGAGGAAGUUGUUCCACAACAUGUUGCUGAACAUAAGGUCCCUAACACACAGAUGGAUGAAGUGGCUGCUGAAGAAGAAGUUCCUACGGAACAAGUUGUUCAUGGUGUUGAAACAGAAGGUACAAAUCUUGAGCCUCGUUCUUCUUCUGAAGAUCUUGAUGCUCUCAUUGACAGGGUCGUGAGUCAGCUUCCUUCUCAAGAUAAUGAGUCAUCUUCCAAAAUGUCUGGACCAGACACAGUCCCUGAAUCUCCGUUACCUGGAAAAAUGGUGGAAGGUAGUGAUGAGGUUAUUACGACACCAGAACAACAACCAUAUGCAGAACAGGCCGCGGAGGCUGAGUUUACUCCAUCCUCGUCGAAGAGACAACCCUCCAAAAAGAGGAAGUUGUCUGCUGGUGUUCCAGGGUCUUUUCGAAAAAGGCUCAAACGAUCUUUUUCAAAGAAAGUCAUAAAGGGAAAGAAGUCCAAAACUCGUCAGAAGGCUCUCAGAUCUCAUUGCAUUACUGCGGAACAAUCUAUGGAUACUACACACUUUGAUGAUCUUGCUGAAGUGUUUGAGUACGACAUUCUCGCAAACCGAAAAUUUGUGGUUGAAAAGCAAUUCACAAGCAAUGAGCAUUUAGAGGUUGGUUUUUCCGAUUAUCUGCACCGGAAAGGAUUGUUUCACUGGGCUGUUAAACUACGGAAGUACUGUCCAAAAUUGGUCAAGGAGUUUUACGCUAACCUUUCUGCUCAUGUCUUAGAUGAAGACUCUCCCUGGUUUCACAAAGCUUAUGUGCGUGGCAAGGUUUUUGAGCUAAGCCCGCGCGUCAUAAACAAGCUGUUAAAACUCCCUCUUGACAAUCCUGAAGAGCUACCCUCUGAUCUUCUGAAAGACUCCACGAGAGAUGUUGCCCUGUUCCUGUCCUCACGCAAGUCAGUGGACUUUGGUAGAAAAGGAUUCAGUGCCACUGAGCUUUCACUGAGAUUUCAAUGUCUUUUCCGUCUCUGCGCCAAGAACAUUUUUCCAACAAGCAAUGGAACCAAUAUUGGUUCUGAAAUGGGUAAACUAAUGUAUUCCAUCGAUCGCUUUUGUCCUAACAUUAACUUUGGUUUUGUUGUGAUGUCAAAAAUGGUCAAGUUCUCACGAGGCCAGAAGUCUGAAGGUACGAACUUACCGUAUCCUGCUUUGAUCACACUGCUAUUGAAGAAGAACGGCAUUGUCCCUGAUCCUACUGAGGACGUCAUCAACAUUGAGGUGUUUCAACCCAAACCUAAUAUCCUCAGUCUGCACAACGACAUCACCGAAGACAUCCUCUGUAAUGCAACCGAACAGCUUCUUGAAGCCCGACGGAUUCUUCAAGAAGUUGUGCAAGAACAAGCUGCCAUCCGUAUCACUCUAGGUGAGCAUCGUCAGAAAAUCAUCCGUGCUGUUAACCUUAUGCCGAAGAUUGGUUCGGUUCUUGCUGACGAAGGGGAGGACCCUUCGCUUGUCUAA